AUGGCUUUCAAUCAAGCGUUUUCACUGAACAGCCUUGAUCCAUCUGGAUUGGUGAAUGGUAAUGGCGGAAAUGUCUCAUCAUCGGACAUUAUGAGCGCAGUUGGAUUUACGUACCAGACGUGUCUCUCGCAAUGCGGCUCUGGAACACAGAAUCCUACCUGGUCAAACAUAUCGCAGCAGUUUGGCGCCUGGCUAUUACCUUACCUUGCGCUCAUUUCUCAGCUGCCUUUCGGUGCAAGACAUAGAGUUGACAAUCUCAUGUCUGCCAUCCUCACAGUUGGAUCACCGGUUCUCGCUGGCUACUCAAUGAUUCUCACCAUUCUCAAUGCCAACUGGAUCAGUCGUCGCUUCGAAGACCUAUCCUUUCCUAACACUAAAGACGCCGUCCGUAUCCUCAUAAGCCUUCAACAAAGUCCACUAAGAAUAACAAACGAAGACUCGCUGCUGAGCUCUCUCGUCGUCCUGCCACAGAAUGAUGAAUGGUGGCCGAGCAUUGCCGGUUUUCUCGACUACACUCAUACCUGGUCCAUCGCAUCUGUCACAUCCAUUGCGUGGGUUGUUAUCGCCUACCUCCUGACAGUCGCCAGCUCACUAUCCGACGUCUCCUCCAAUAUCAAUUCCAACGGUCAAGGGACGGGAUCGGUGUGGUUGUGGCUUAUCCCAAUCGUCAUAGGUUGGCUGCAACUGUCCCCGAAGUGCGAUUAUGCACGCGUUAGUAAGGCCAUGGAUAACGCGGAUGCAAUGGCAUUUGUGGCCACCGAUCAUGGAGUUGUUAUAAAGGCUUCCGAUCUUUCGGAAAGGCGAGCAGUAUCCAUUGAUACUGAUACAGAAAAUUCUUCGUCUAACGACGAAAUGUUGACUCCGCCCGUCUAUAACUAUGCCAGGGCCAUUUCAUGGUCUCGGUCUGCGGAGGAUGUCUUCAAUGCUUUUCGAAUAGCCUCCAACAAUGCCAAAUUACACAGACCGGUCAUGAUUAGUACUACAUGGAUGAACUCGAAUAGGAGGAACUUUAUUGAGCCCGGCAACAGGAAGGGCAACGCAUCCGAAGUCAAUGCUUAUUGCAGACUUCCUCAAUACACGGUACGCAGCCCCUGGGCGACAGAUAUGUUCUUUCGCAUGUUUGUGGCCUCGCUGCUGCCCCUAGCUUUACAAUGGGCAACAACUGGAUCUGCGGUAAUAGUUGUGUAUCUAACUCCAACUGUGGGCCUUGGUUGUAGAUCUCUCGGUUACCUCAUCUAUGGUGCACUUGCAACGGUAGUGUGGGCUAUGCUCGUUAUGUCGAGCAUCCUGUCGCACUACGCAUUUUCGUACUCGGACAGACCCAGGAGUCCUUUCUCAUCUACCACCCUCAGGCUCGUAAAGCUAGCAUCGAACCUUUUGAGAUGGGGAGGGAAGUUGGUGGCAAUCGUCAAUGCAAUUUGGAUAAUCGCGGCGGGGAUGCUGCAGUUUACAGAUAUCUAUGAUAAUUGUUAUUGCAACUCAAGUGUGUUGGGGAGAGGGGCCCAAUAUGCUUAUGAUAUUGUCUUGCUCGAUGGUGUAAACUUAGCCCCAACCAAAGCUGCUUGGUUCGGAGCGUUGGCUUUGGCCGGGUCUACCUCUUUGGGAUUCAUUUUUUACAUGAGUUUAUUGACUGAUCUCGUGCCUAUAUGA
Suillus fuscotomentosus is the source of this 1650-nucleotide messenger RNA. RefSeq lists its product as uncharacterized. The coding region runs from base 1 to 1650 and encodes 549 amino acids. The transcript is spliced from 3 exons. Lineage: Eukaryota; Fungi; Basidiomycota; Agaricomycetes; Boletales; Suillaceae. The record is from RefSeq and is a predicted model, not a curated record.